UUUUUUAUGCUAAAAGAAAAUUCGAAGCUUUGGAAUGAUCAUCAGUCCAACAUAACAAAUCAAACUGUGGAAGACAACAACCUACGCCCAACAACAACAACAACAUCAUAGGCAUCCAUGUUUGCCAAGAGGUUGUUGCACAAGGCUGUGCUGCACCAUUCCAACCAUAAGUUGCAGCAUGGCGGUUUGCAGGGAAAUGAGUUGGAUCCCAGAAUUGUGAUUCACUAUGGCAUUCCAUCGACUGCUUCAGUUCUCGCCUUUGACCCCAUUCAGCGACUUUUGGCUAUUGGGACUUUGGAUGGAAGACUUAAGGUGAUUGGGGGUGAUAAUAUAGAAGGACUUUUGGUUUCUCCUAAGCAAUUGCCUUACAAAUACUUGGAGUUCCUGCAAAACCAGGGGCAUUUAGUUGGUGUCUUAAAUGACAAUGAUAUCCAGGUUUGGAAUCUUGAGAGCCGGAGCCUUGUUUGUUCUUUACAAUGGGAGUUCGAUAUUACUGCUUUUUCUGUAAUCAGCGGUUCACAUUUCAUUUAUGUUGGAGACCAGCAUGGCUUAUUUUCUGUGAUAAAAUUUGAAGCUGAGGAAGGACAACUUUUGAAGUCAUCAUACAAUUUGUCUGCAAAAUUUCUAAGGGAAGCUGCAGGCUUUUCAGAAGCCAGUGAGCAACCAAUCAUUGGAGUUCUUUUGCAACCUUCUUCUUUUGGGAACAGACUCUUAAUUGCAUUUGAGGAUGGACUGCUUAUUCUUUGGGAUGUUUCUGAAGCUAGAAUUGUGUUCCUUGGUGGUGGAAAAGAUCUCCAAUUGAAGGAUGAAGAUGGUAACUCUUCUUCCGAAUCGGGCGCCAAUCCUCCAGCUGAUAUUGUAGAACAAAAUCUAGGUGACAAAGAGAUAACUGCUCUUUGCUGGGCAUCUUCUACUGGGUCCAUUCUUGUUGUGGGAUACUUAGAUGGAGAUAUCCUUCUCUGGAACUUGUCAUCAGCAGCACCUUCUAAAGGCCAACAAACUUCAAAAAAUGUUGUUAAGCUACAACUUUCAACUGAAGAAAGAAGACUCCCAGUCAUAGUCUUACAAUGGUCAAAUAGCCAUAAAUCCCAAAGUGAUAGUGCUGGACAGUUGUUUGUCUAUGGUGGCGAUGAAAUUGGAUCUGAAGAAGUUUUGACUGUUUUAACUCUUGAAUGGUCAUCUGGGAUGGAGUCCGUAAAAUGCACCAAUCGUGCAGACCUUACACUUAAUGGCUCUUUUGCAGACUUGAUUUUACUGCCAAGUCCUGGAACAAUGGGGUUGAGCAGCAAAGAUGAACUUUUUGUACUGACAAACCCUGGACAACUACAUUUGUAUGAUAAUGAUAGUCUGUCCACAUUAACAUCUCAGCCAAAGAGGACGCCAUCUGUUUCUGCUGUGGAGUUUCCAGUGCUAGUACCUAUUGCUGAUCCGUGUUUGACUGUUGCAAUACUUAUCAGGUUGCCCAGUAAGUCAAAUUCAUCAAAAAUUCUCACUGAGGUAGCCUCAGCAAUGAGAACUGGCUCAAGGCCUGGAUCAGCUCCUUCAAAUUGGCCCUUGACUGGGGGUGUUCCCAGUCUAUCAUCCACGGCUAAAGGUGCUGUGGUUGAGAGAGUUUAUUUUGUGGGUUAUUCUAAUGGAUCUGUCCUUGUGUGUGAUGCCACACAUGCAGUCUUAUCUUAUAUUUGCUACAUAGAGGGAGAAGUGAAUGGUAUAAAAGUGGCUGGUUCAGAUGCUCAAGUGACAAAAUUGGACUUCUGCUCUGUUUCCUUACUGUUGGCUGUGGGCAAUGAAUGUGGUCUUGUUCGCAUUUAUGACCUCAAAGGCCACUCUGGUGGACGAAAUUUCCAUUUUGUCACAGAAACAAAAAGUGAAGUCCUUGAUGCUCCACAAGGAAAAGGACCUUAUUGUAGCUCUGUCUUUUCUGUUCUGGAUUCUCCUGUGCAAGCAUUAUCAUUUGCAAAUUCUGGAACCAAACUUGCUAUUGGGUUUUUAAGUGGCCGUAUUGCAGUCUGUAAUAUGACUUCAUUGUCAGUUUUGUUCUUGAUUGAUGGUGUACCUAGCUCUAGUUCACCAAUUACUUCAUUAGUUUGGAAACAAGAAGCAUAUUUUCUUAGUGGUGUGAAUAGUUUAAAGCCAUCAGAAACAGAUUCAGGCAACUCUCUUGAAGAAAUACUAUUUGUGUUAUCCCGGGAUGGAAAAAUUAAUAUAGUUGAUAGUGAUAGUGGAAAAAUUAUCUGCAGUCGGCCAUUACAAGUGAAGGAAUCCACUGCAAUUUCAAUGUAUGUUAUAGAGGGUAGCAUCUCAGCGUCUGAAGCAUCAAAUGACAAGCUGCAGGAAGAACCUGUGAAGAAUACUGCUGAUGCUAGCCCUGAUGAGGAGGAAGAACCCUUAUCAACUAGGGUAAAUUCAUCAGAAGCUGGUCUGCCCUCUUCAGAAAGCUCACACUCUGGAGAUUUACUGUUGGAUCCACUUGUUCUGCUAUGCUGCGAGAAUUCAUUGCGCUUGUUCUCUGCAAAAUCUUUGAUACAGGGACAUAAGAAACCAAUUAAAAAAGUGAAACAUUCUAAAUCUUGUUAUUGGACUACAUUUUUUAAGAAAGAUGACAAAGUUUAUGGGCUUCUAUCAUUGCUUCAGACUGGAACAUUUGAAAUCAGGUCUUUACCAGAUUUGGAAUUGGUUGCGGAAAGCUCUUUAUUGUCAAUUUUAAGGUGGAAUUAUAAAGUGAAUAUGGAUAAAACCAUGUGCUCUGAUGAUCAUGGACAGAUAGUACUGGCUAACAGUUCUGAAUUAGCAUUCAUGUCAUUACUGGCUGGCGAAAAUGAAUUCAGUAAUCCGGAGCAUCUGCCUUGUCUUCAUGAUAAAGUUCUUGCAGCCGCUGCUGAUGCUGCCUUUAGAUUCUCUUCAAAUCAGAAGAAAAAACAGACCGUGGUGCCGGGGAUUCUAGGUGGUAUUGUCAAAGGGUUUAAAGGAGGAAAAACCACUCCAACAGAUGUGACUAAAAUUCCAACCUCCAAUUUUGGUCAUUUGGAAGACAUUUUCUUUAAGCCCCCCUUGCCUGAUUCACCUCCAACAGUGGCAAUCCCAGAUAAUAAAGAAGUGGAGCUUGAUAUAGAUGACAUUGAAAUAGAUGAGCCCAUACCUAAGGCUUCUACUUCAUCUCCUGAUGCUAAAAAUAAACAGAAAGAUAAGUUGCAAGAUAGAGAGAAAUUAUUUGAAGGAGGGACCAAUAAUGAUGAUAUAAAGCCAAGACUUAGAACACCUGAAGAAAUUAUGGCUACUUAUAGAAAAACUGGGGAUGCUGCUUCAGUUGCUGCCCAAGCAAGAAACAAGCUUAUGGAGAGGCAGGAAAAAUUGGAGAGAAUCAGCCAACGUACUGCUGAACUGCAAAGUGGAGCUGAAAAUUUUGCAUCAUUAGCAAAUGAGCUUGUCAAGACCAUGGAAAGGAGGAAAUGGUGGCAAAUAUAGAAAAAAAAAUUGUCCGUAUGAAUUGUAUGUAUUUAUUGUCUUGUAUAUUAUAUAUAUUUUUGUGGCUGCUGGCGUUGUUUUUGUUUCAUUUGUUGUCAAAUAGUGGUUAGUGAUUCUUUAUUACUAGAAUUAUGCCAUUAUUUUUUUCUUUUGCCAUUAUUCAAAAUUGAUAUUUGAAGAUUAGUUAAUAUAACUUAAAAAAAUUACUUUAUAUAAAAAGAGUAAUAAUGUCUUGAGAAA
This is a messenger RNA of Glycine soja, 3705 nucleotides long. RefSeq lists its product as uncharacterized. Gene Ontology annotation, cellular component: plasma membrane; cytoplasm. Gene Ontology annotation, molecular function: syntaxin binding; GTPase activator activity; myosin II binding. Gene Ontology annotation, biological process: regulation of exocytosis. The transcript is spliced from 24 exons. The record is from RefSeq and is a predicted model, not a curated record. Lineage: Eukaryota; Viridiplantae; Streptophyta; Magnoliopsida; Fabales; Fabaceae. Bases 118 to 3465 code for a protein of 1115 amino acids.